Verruconis gallopava is the source of this 1799-nucleotide messenger RNA. RefSeq lists its product as hypothetical. The coding region runs from base 413 to 1732 and encodes 439 amino acids. Gene Ontology annotation, biological process: positive regulation of transcription by RNA polymerase II. Gene Ontology annotation, molecular function: DNA-binding transcription factor activity, RNA polymerase II-specific; transcription cis-regulatory region binding; zinc ion binding. Gene Ontology annotation, cellular component: nucleus. The transcript has 5 exons. NCBI's taxonomy places the organism in Eukaryota, Fungi, Ascomycota, Dothideomycetes, Venturiales, Sympoventuriaceae. The record is from RefSeq and is a predicted model, not a curated record.
UAACGAUUGCAUCGCCCAGACCGUAGCGGGUAGCAACAUGGGGUCAUUCUCGGUCGGCAUUCUUCCAUCAUGUAUCAGAUGUUUUGCAGUCUAUAAUUAUCGUGGUCCACCUUCGCAAGGGACUGAGGCUGUGACAAGAGUUUGGCAUUCUUUAUGGUUUGGAGGUUGAGAAUGUAGUGGCGCACGAGGAUCUCGCCAUGGGGAUAAAAGGAUGUUGGACCUGCAAAGGUAGUAUAUAUUAAGAGUGGAUAAGCUACCGAUUCAAGACGACAGGACUGAUUUCAUCUUAGAGCGCAAAGUUCGAUGCGACUCUCGUCGGCCGAGAUGUGGCAACUGCACAAAGGCGCAACGCGUCUGUCAAGGCUACGGAGUCCGGCUGUCCUGGCCUCGCGAUGAUGACGGAAGAAGAGCAAUGGUUUUUCGAGGUCCACGCGGCAAAGAAAACACCCUUCAAUCCGAUUACCGGAGAUUUUUGAAUUCGACUUGCUGGGACGUAGCAUUGUCAGAGGAUCUAGAGGCUGGAAAGAAUUAUGCUCGUCAUCUUCGGACCAUGCGGUUCCCUCGCCCAAGUUAUCUUUCGCCAGCCGUUGUAAGCGCCGAGGAGUCUCAGCUACUCUUAUUCUUCAACGAAUCGCGAUCACUGAUGCUAGGACCAACCGACGAGGAGGUUCUGGCUCAUUUCAUAAUGAGAAUUGCCUUUUCGGAUGCAUUCGAUACGACCAAUCCGGUCCUGCAAGCCGUGUUUGCUCUUGCAUCACUACAGCUUCACGGUAGCUUGAAGAGUUUCCGUUACAAGCGCCUUGUCAUGUCAUCAGUAAAAGAGCCAACCGAUUGGAUCGACGAGAAGACGCUGCUCCAAAACUUGACUUCAAUGAUGCUUCUGUAUCAUCAUGAGCUCUCUCUUGAAUCAAACUCUAAGGGAAGUUGGGUGACAUUUCUGUGCGCGGUGAAAAGGAUCAUCAACACCUCACCUGGAACCCAGAAGCUGGUUCGACAAGAAAACUCCGUCUUUCUGGAUUGGAUUUUUUACCACGAAGCGCUCGCAGAGUUCACCGUCAGACAUUGGGCUGUUCCAUACGAAGGCUGUGGCUACGUUCCAAUACCUAGGUCUCCCAACGCUGACAAUGAAAUUGGUUCCAAGAAAAGAGCCAACAUCGGCUGCACAACUGACGUGCUCCAACUCACUGUGUAUGCAUGUACGCAAGCUGUAGUCGCGAAAUCUUCCGCAAAAAACUACGCGAAUAUCGCAACGGAACAAGCAGAAAUGCUCGAACGGCAAAUUUGCCGGGCAGUGGGAGAUUAUGGUCCCAUCCACGACCAUUCUGCGGCACCGGCUGACCGAAAUGCCAUGGUCCUCGAUCUUCAUCGUCUCGCCUGUUUGAUAUACGUCAAUCGGGCUGUCCGUCGCGUUGCGGGAACGGAAUUCCAUCACAGAAGACUUGUGAGAGAAGGGAUAUUGCUGCUGACCAGGAUGGCAACGUGCCAGAACGCGUGGCCGUUGUUUAUCAUCGCUUGCGAAGCAGUCAACGAAGAUCAGCGCCUCGCCUUGCUCGACGUCUUUGAGAAAAGUCUACAGGAGCGGAGGCGAAGAUCAAGUCACAUUCAUUUUAUUCAACAUAUAGCUCAGGCAGUGUGGAAUCAGCAUGAUCUCAAUCCCGAGAACCCAGUUGAUUAUCUAACAAUUCUAGAUGCGGUAAUCGGCGGGCUUCCAUUCAUGCCACCCUUUGCUUGAGUUAUCCUCGACCUCAAUCUCAGUGCACUGCCUCGAUUUACUAUCUACCUAAAUCUACUAGCCUUCU